Molecule: messenger RNA, 2163 nt
Organism: Neoarthrinium moseri
Lineage: Eukaryota; Fungi; Ascomycota; Sordariomycetes; Amphisphaeriales; Apiosporaceae
Exons: 1
Coding region: 1-2163 (720 amino acids)
Source: RefSeq, a predicted model, not a curated record
AUGUCGAGACGAGAAAGCGUGAGUUCUUGGCCCAAGACCCCUGAGUUUGAACCUAGAGCCUCAACUCAGCGCGGAGCAUAUGAUGACCUCGGGCUAAGCCUGCCUUCUCCCGACGUCAGAACUCCAGAAUACGCUCCAGAAUCCCCCUUACGUUCGUAUGGAGGUUCUCAGGGGUCGCCAAACACUUAUGGAUUUCCAGGGGCCUCUUCAUCUGAAGAUGCGCAGCAGUUUCAAUGGUCCAUCGCAUCCCCGCUAAGCUCACCCGAAUCUCCAGCGCCUGCACAGGGCAUCUGGCCUCCAAUUGACGCGUCUGCUUACCCUCAUGACCCACCUGCACUAUUUGCUAGUCCUCCAUCCCAGCCUUAUCCACCACAGCGCAGCAGCCAGCGCAACAAUGCUCUUCGAACGAGCCAACACAGCAACGCGUCUGUGAGCGCACCCAAAUCUGUUAGAUUCGCCGACGACUUAGAAGAGGGCGAAGGGUUUGACGAGGGUUCAUCCCACGAGAACGCGAGCCCACGGACCGACUCCCAAUUUUAUGAGUCCCCAAGACGUGACAGUGCCAGCAGUGUUGCUUCGACGAUCCGGCAAGCCUCUGAGGCUGUUCGCCAUGCCGUUGAUAUUUCUACUGAACGGGCUGCUGUACCAGCUAAAGCGUUGACAUGGUUCCAACUCAACUACGGAGUUCUGAUUUUGAUACUACUCAUGUCCUCUGUUGGCAUCAUGCGCCUCUUCCGCACGGUGCCUCAGGAAGGCCAGGACAAUAUGUCACAGAACAGGCCGGUUUUCGAUACGCCACUAUAUCUCAAUUUCACGGAGAGCCUUGAACCGAUUUGGGCUGAGUACAAUAACAUACUAAAGAACAUGGAUUAUGAAACGUGGUUCUUAGAUGCGAGGGACGCGGACGAUGUGAUCAGCGCCCUUUACAACACCCUGCCAUCAGUCCAAACGCAAGUGGGUAAGAACACGACACGGUCCACCUUGAAGCUCAAGAAUACACUAGACCUACGCGCUGGGCUGAGAAAACGUGCCGAGGCGAGUUUUGAGAACUUCCUCCGGGCAAGGAUUGAUGUCGUGGCUCGAAUGCUGGAUUUGGGAGGUGCUUUCGCAGAGUAUGCGCAAGGCACCAUUUUGGCCCCUGGACGAAAGACUUCAACGGUGGAAUUAAUGGAAAAGUCCAUCUUCAAGCCAAAGAUGGAUGAUUACAUGGAUGUAUCAUAUACUCCGCGAAAUGAAACGGGGCACCUACUCAACCAUGCAGCCAGGGCCUUGCUUGGCAAGAUGGUUGAGGCUCAUCGCCCUCUCUACGUUACACGCGAACAGCCGGCGGCGCUGUCAGAGUUGGAUACGAUGAAUAUUACGUGGCCUGGUUUACCAGACUGGAAGGCUCGGCCCGAGGACCUCGAAGCGAGGGUGUUGCAUGCGCUGACGGAUAUAAUGAUGGCUGAGGAAGCUGAGAAGAAGGUGAUGAAGUAUCUAUUAGCCCACUCGCCAGCCGCAGGAUUAUGGGAUAUUGGCCGGCAUAAGGGAGCACUAGGACGACUGGCAGUAAGACUCAAGGAAUUGCAGGGCAAGCUGAUAUCUUUAGAGGCAAGGAUGUUGUGGCUGAAAGAGAGAUUUGACGCUGAGGUCGCAUAUGAAUACCGGCGGUCAACGACAAAUAUACCGGAGACGAGUAAGGACAGGCUGAUUUGGGUGAAUGGCGAAGCCGAAUUUUGGGCGAGUUGGAAAGGUAUAUUGGCGAUGUCUCUGGCGGCCAAGGAGCAAGCGGGUCGGCGGAGGCAAGCUUUGCAGGCCGAAAUUCUCCGUCAGGACUAUGAGAGGAGUUCGAAGGCGUGGCGCUAUGAAAGGUGUGGGAAUACGUCUUGCUUCCAGAUUGAGCCUGACGGCGCGUUUGGAAAGAUAUUCGGCUCGGCUCAGCGAGGACUGCGGCUUGCGGGUGGAAAAAAGGAGCGGCCAUUCGCAAAGAGGCCGGAUAAGAGACUUGAGAAAGAAGCACCGUAUCGCAUGGUUGGGGCGUAUGAGAAGGCAUGCUGUGGCGAGAGUACAUACAAUCCUUGGUUGGACGUCCUGAAGUAUGGAGUCCAAGAGCUCAUUGACUUGAAUCCCCAUCGAGGUAAGGCAUGGGACUCGCCAAAGGAGCCGCAAACGGAUGGACAUUAG